GCGGGCGGGGCAGUCUGUGGUUGUUGCUGUGCCUGUGACUGGGUCUUUUCGCUGGACGCCGUCCAGGGAUGCUUCCGCUGGACCGCUGUGCGGGUCUUGGGCUGUGGCAGAGGCAUGGCGAAUGUGCGGGUGGCCGUGAGGGUCCGGCCUCUCAGCAAGCGGGAGAUCAAAGAAGGGGGAAGAAUUAUUGUGGAAGUUGAUGACAAAGUGACAAAAAUCAGGAAUGUAAAGGUGAGCAGUCGACCAGAGAGCUUUGGAGAUAGCCGGGAAAAGGUUGUAGCAUUUGGCUUUGAUUACUGCUAUUGGUCAGUCAACCCGGAGGACCCUCAAUACGCAUCUCAGGAAGUGGUGUUCCAGGACUUGGGGACUGAAGUACUGUCUGGAGCUGCCAAAGGCUACAACAUAUGCCUCUUUGCCUAUGGGCAGACAGGCUCUGGGAAGACAUACACUAUGCUGGGGACUCCAGCCUCUGUUGGGCUGACCCCACGGAUAUGUGAGGGUCUCUUCAUCAGGGAGGAUGACUAUGCCUCACUGCCUUCUUCCCGUAGCAUAAAAGUAAGCUUCCUGGAAAUCUAUAAUGAACAGGUAAGAGAUCUUUUGAAGCGAUCCAGUCAAAAUAAGUCCUAUAGCUUGAAGAUCAGGGAGCACCCAGAAAUGGGACCCUAUGUCCAAGGUCUAUCUCAGCAUGUUGUCACCAACUAUCAGCAAGUCAUCCAGCUCCUGGAGGAGGGGGCAGCAAACAGGAUCACAGCGGCCACCCAUGUUCACGAGGCCAGCAGCAGAUCCCAUGCCAUCUUCACUGUCCACUACACACAGGCAGUCCCCCAGAAUAACCUCCCCUCAGAGACUGUCAGCAAGAUCAACCUUGUGGACCUAGCAGGCAGUGAGAGAGCAGAUCCCAGUUACUGCAAGAAUCGGAUUACUGAAGGUGCCAAUAUCAACAAAUCCCUCGUAACUCUGGGAAUUGUCAUCUCCACUUUAGCCCAGAACUCCCAAGUGUUCAGCAGCUGUCAGAGCCUCAGUAGUGCAACCAGCAGUGGAGGUGACAGUGGGAUUCCUGGCACUACAUCUGGGACCAGCAGUGGAGGGGGACCUGUAAGGAGGCAGUCUUACAUCCCGUAUCGGGACUCUGUGCUGACCUGGCUGCUGAAGGAGAGCCUGGGAGGCAACUCUAAAACCAUCAUGGUUGCCACUGUGUCCCCUGCACAUACCAGCUACCGUGAGACCAUGAGUACACUGAGAUAUGCAUCCAAUGCCAAAAGCAUCAUCAACAAGCCACAGGUGAAUGAGGAUGCAAAUGUGAAGCUCAUCCGAGAACUCAGGGAGGAGAUUGAGAGGCUGAAAGCCAUGCUCCUGAGAUUUGAACUGGGAAACUUCAGCUCAUUACAUGAUGAACUAGAUAAGAAGAAGCUAAUCCUCCAGAAUGCUUUGCAGAUAGACCAGCUGACUCAAGACUGGACUCGGAAGUGGAAUGACUGGUGGACACUCACGGAGCAUUAUGGUGUGGACAUCAACAGGAGGAGGGCUGGAGUGGUCAUCGACUCCAGCCUGCCACAUCUGAUGGCUUUGGAAGAUGAUGUGCUCAGCACAAGUGUCGUAAUUUAUCACCUCAAGGAAGGGACAACAAAAAUAGGAAGAAUUGAUUCAGACCAGGAACAGGACAUCGUCCUUCAGGGCCAGUGGAUUGAGAGGGACCACUGCACGAUCACUAGCACUUGUGGAGUGGUCAUUCUCCGGCCUACCCAAGGGGCACGCUGUGCAGUCAAUGGCCGAGAGGUCACUGCUUCCUGCCGUCUCACACAAGGAGCUGUCAUAAUACUGGGGAAAGCACAGAAAUUCCGAUUUAACCACCCAGCUGAGGCUGCUUUACUGAGGCACCACAGGCUUCAGGUUGGAGAGGCUCUUGGCAGCAGUGGCUCUUUGGAGUGGCUGAACUUGGAUGGAGAUGUCACUGCCUCAAGACUGGGUCUCUGUCCUGUGCUUUGGAAGGAGAGGAAAGUGCUACAAGAGGAGAGUGAAAAGAACCAGCAGACAUCAAGAAAUGGCAAGAUAUCCCACAGAGCCCAGACUGAGCAACAGCAGUGCUAUGUGGAGGAUCUGAGACAGCAAGACAUAGGUCAGAGUAGAGUUCAGAAGGAACCAGAAUGGGACAAGACACAUAACAGCCAGAAGAUAAAAGACAACCAGCAGUGGCGUCUCAGAGGAGAGACCUGGCUAGCCACCUUACAGGAGAUACAGCAAGAAGACAACAGUGGAGAAGAGAAAGAACUUGAGGCCUUAGUGGCACCUGAUGUUUGUCUUCCAACAGUUCCUCAGAUUCUACCAUCCACACUGGUUCAAAGCCAGAAGAGGGUGGUACAGCUACAGUGCUUGGGGAGACGCACUUCUUGGGCUACAGUGUGGAACAUCAGGCAGAAAAAGGUUUCAUUCCAGCUGGAGAGAAUUAUUAAGAAGCGGAGGCUACUAGAGACCCAAAGGAGACUGGAACAGCUCAGGGCAUUCUACUGGCUCCAGGAUGAUGGUGCCUCCAAGGCUCCAAGUUGUGUCUGCAGCUCUAACACCUCAGGACCAGGUUCUCAGAGUAGAAGCAAAUGGACAACUUGCAGCUCUCUGAGCCUCCAAAGGCUCUGCAGCCAACGCUUGUCCCAGCCUCACAGUGCUUUCAUGAACUGGAAUCCUUCCACCAUAUCACCACCUGUGCCUGACCUGACUCACCAAAUACCAGAGAAAACCCUAUCAGCAGAUUCCAUCCCCCAAGUUACUGCUUACCCUCCAAGGAUAGGGUGCCUGGGCAGGAACAGCCUCCAUCUAUCAGGCUGGAGAAAGCUCUAUCCAACCAGGGGAGCCUCAACCAGAAGGGGAGUCUCCUGUCUCACUGUGAGUCACGAGUCUGUCAACAUCCAGGAAACUGAGACAUUGGGCAAGCAUCCCUGUCAGAUGUCCUCCCAGGGCUUAGUGACUAAGAAGCUAAAGCCAAGAGAUGGUUCAAGGACCACUGCUACACAGGCUAGAAGGGCUAAGGGACUAGUAGUCUCUGUCAACACACAAAUUGGAUGGCAAGAAGAAGGGAGCUGUGAGACCUACAAGCCUCCUAAGGAAACCACUUCCCACUCUACUUAUCUCAGUGAAUCUGAGCAAGCAGCUGGGCAUGGGAAAGUAGUCAAGACUUUUCAGGCAGAAUCCAAACCAUCUCCUCCAAUUAGGACAUCAAAAAAACACCAGAUGGUGCUGCCAGCUAGGGGCAGAGACGUUGCUAAAAAGUUCUCUCAUUUGCCUCAUGGUAGUCCUUUAAAAAGACAACCUAGUACAGGGAAUCCAGACACUCUGGCCUCCUUCACAGAUUCCAGACCUAUGAUAGAUUGUGUAAGAGAAAAGGACAAUGAUUUAUCUGACACUGAUAGCAGUUACUCAGUGGAUUCUCUCUCUUACGUCUAUGCUAAAGUCCCAAAGGAGCUGCAGAAGCCAGAAGACCUUCAGGAAAAAUGGAAUCUUCCAGAUCAAGAAAGCUCUGAAAGUGACAACAGUCAAAUAUCUGAGGAUUCACUUGCCGAGAAAGGGUACCAAAGCCCCCCAGAAAACUCAGGGGGUGAAUAUUCCUCCGUGGACCAUGGGCAGUCAAGGGCCAGAAUUUCAUUCUCUAUAAGACACCUCCCCAAGCCCUCUGACAGUAGCUUAUGUGCUCUAGCACAUAGGAGCUUUUCCUUGGACAGCCUGAUUGAUGCUGAGGAACUGGAAGAAGACAGGCAGGAGGAGCCUUUCCUUGGUUCUGCUGAUGAGAUGCCUACAGAGACUUUUUGGCACCUGGAGAAGGCCACCCUAGCUGCAGUAGACCAGGAGGCAACAUGCAGGCCUAGCCCUGUCAACCACAGAACAGGAGUCAGGCCAAAUGCCUUCCAGCCAAAGAGAAAUUCAUUUUACCUUGAUCCUCAUUUCCAGCCCCACUGUGAGCAGCCUGAGUCAGAAAUGGCGGCAAACUAUUCCGAACAAGCCAACUUUCUCCAAGGCAUGCAGCUUGCAAGAGAGAGCCCCCUGGUAUCUGUGGAUUCAUGGUUUUCUUGUGACUCUAAGGUCAAUCUCAGCAGCCCCUCAGCAACUGUACAGUCUUUAUGUCCAAGUCCUGAUGUACAUGAAAUUCAGCCCUAUAAUGAGAUGCCUAGACACUGGCUAAACAUCGAAGAAGUAACACCACCAAGUACAGUCCUGCCACAUAGCUGCAAACUGCUCCAAGGCAGUGCUGAGCAGCCACCCUGCAGUUCAGAUUUGUACACAACCUCUACUUCUGAUACAUUCAAGCCUUCAGUUUGUGGAAGUCAAAGGCUCCUUCAGCCAGUUGAUUGUGUCUUUCAGGGCAAAGAAAUUUCUGACAUGAUCUACCAGGGCAUUUCUGAAGAGUCACACAAUUCUGACAUGUCAAGUGUGCUGGCUCCCUCUGCCACCUCAUUGACUCAUGUAGGCACUAUUCGUGAGAAGGACUGGGCUGCUCUUCAGCAAAAAUAUCUCCUUGAACUCUCUAAUUCUGUUUUGGAUGCUGUGAGAGAACCCAGGCCAGCUUUCUCCUUCCUGGAGGAAGACUCUAGCUCCCUGGCUGAAGCUUCUGAAAAAGUAGAUACUCACUUGCCAGUUGGCUCUGGGAUAUCUAAAAAUUUAGAUUUCAGCUACUUUCCAGUCCACCUGUCAAAAAUCAGGCACUUAAGAGCUGAGAAAGACCAUGAUAGUUUGAGUGCCAACUUAGAAAGUGCUUCUGAUCUCUUGAGUACUGUCGAGAAGGUGAGUAAUAAUGGGGCAUACUCCACAGACCUAGAAUCACUGACUUCUGGAUCUAUCAAUGCACAGAGCUGUACAACAGGAAACAAGAUACCAAAUUAUGUGACAGAAGCAUGGGACGUCAAACAGGCCAGCUUGGAAGGGUUCCUUCAGGGUAGCAAGAACCCUGGGCUGACAACUUCCUCUGGGCAGUGUUUCUUCCAGAAGAAGGCUUAUCACAAUCAUGAUACAUUAGCCACCAAAGCAGACCAGUGGCCCCAAGAUGGGGCUCUUCUCAGGAAAAACACUGCUGUCCCUCCAAGAGUGUUAAGUCACCACAGCCACCCACACCCACUGCUGGAAGAGAAGCCAGAUUCUCAGCAGCAAGCCAAGGAAACAGCUGGAGCACAUACAGACACUUCUUGCACUCCCCCUUCAGGUCCAGAGCUGUUCCUGCACUCUGCUCCCUGGAGUCCUUUCCCAUCUUCUCUGCAGCCUCCUCCCUUGGAAACAUUCUAUGUAACCAAAAGCAGGGAUGCCCUGACAGAAACUGCCUUAGAGAUUCCAGCCUGCAGGGAAGCCUGGGUACCAUCCCCACCCCCCAGGGAAGCCUGGGGCUUUGGUCAUAGCUAUCAAGUCCUCCAGAAAACUUACUGGAAGAAUAAUUUACCCAAGUUGUCACGUAGCCAGAAUUCCAAGAUUGACUCAUAUCAGCAGGUGACAACAAAGAGGCCAACUAAUCUGAACACAGAAGUUGUUACUGAAGAACUGGAGAAAUGCUCUAGCAAUAUUAGUGAGGAAGGAAACCUCGAUUCUGCUUACUGUUUUGUUUCUCAUAAUAGACAUCAUCUCCCUUCUACCAGCCUUAAAGUUUGUGAAUGUGGAAAUCAACUUGGAAUUUUAAAUAAAAAGUACAGCCUCUCGGUCCACAAGGAAGGAGAAGGGGCCUCUGCAUGGCAUCACUGCAGUGUUGCCUUUGAUGGCACUGAGUCAAAGACUUUGCUUUUCAUUUGUGAUUCCAAGGCAGGAGGGGAAGAACAGAGCCCACUCCCACCACAGGUGCAGGCCUGUGGUGUGCACAGCCAGUCUUCUGGAACCAGGUCUGAUUUCAUUGGUAAAAUCACCAGUUUAGACCUGAAGAAGGUAAUACCAGAGGAAACGGCUGUUUCUUUGGAAUCCAGAUCACUCCACUGUCGAGUAUGCAGCCCUGUGAUCAUGGCAGGAGGUGGGAAUCCAACUCACAAGUGGGAAGAGAGAAAUGAAACUGUGCUUCUCAGGGAAGUGAUUUCCAAAGACAUCCAAGAAGAGUCCAGUCUUUCAGGAACCCAGUAUACCUGUGAAAGAUGCCAUCUGGUUAUGUGUUCUCAGGAAAGAAAGCCUCUUGUAUGCAAGGCCCAUGGGCAGUCACAAGAAAUAAAGUCCAAAGAAGAACCUUUGGGAGAGAAACAGAGCAAGAGAGUUAACAAUGCUGAUGAAAUGGCUAGGCUGAUGAGAAGUGUAAUGCAGCUGGAAACUGGCAUCUUAGAAAUCGAAUCCAAGCAUAACAAGCAGCUUCAUGCUUCCCAAACACCAAGUACAGAGUUUAUGCUCCAAGCCCUACAGGACCAGGAGAGGGCUGACCAUGUCCUGAUUCCAGAAAGUUCUGGAAAACAUUUAUUCUUUAAUAAUCAGCCAUCUUUUCCAAUACAGAUAGAGGAUGGUAUCUUUGGAGACAGGGAAGGUAAGGAAAUGGAGGGUAACAAUGCUGCCAGUAAUAAUGCUCAGGCUCAGAAAAUCGUAGGAAGCCCCUUCAGAUUAGGGGGAUAUGCACAAAAGAAACAGUCUGAGAGUGAACACUCACACCCACCACCUGGAGUAGAGGGACUUGCCAAGAAUACGUGUGAUUCUUUGGGGAAGAGCAUAACUCUUAGAGAGCCUAGCAACAUUUCCCUUCACUCAAGGAGAAUGGAAGUGUUAGCUAGAACUCUACCAUUGCAGCCCAGUGUAGAGAGCUCUCCUGAGCAGGAUGAUGACCAUCUAAAAGCAUCAGCAGACUUCCAAGACCAGGCUUGGACCUUGGGAAAUCUUGAGGAACCAGAGACCAUGGACAGUUUUCAAGAAAGCCAAAUUGUUGAACUCCCAAGUGAUUCAAGGUUACAGGAUACAAAAGCUCAUGGGAGAGUUGAAGAACUGGCAAUGGAAGAGAGAGGGAACCUACAAGAAGAGAAUAUGAUCUCACUGACCCAGAAACUUUCUGCUCCAAGCCAUCAGUGUAAGGGCACAUUUUCCAGCCAGGAGACUGUCUCCCCAUACCAUAACCAAACAGGCUUUUCUGCAGCUCUUCCUUAUGCAGAACGAAGUGCUACUCAACCCUUGCAUUCUCCAAGCUUGCCAAGAGGCUGUUUGUAUGCCUCCGAUACCAAAGGCAUGUCUUUAUUUGAGUACAUGUUAGAGCCUACAAUGUUGAAAAUUAAUAGAAGUUCUUUGGCAACUGGAGUAGGGCAUCAGGAUUAUAGUGGAGGGGCCAGAAGCAGUAUCCCACAGGGAAGUGUUACAGGGGAUGCUUCCACUGCACACACUGCCUGGUGUGGAUCUGUGACACCCAUGGUCAUGAGAGCUAAUGGUCAGUCUGUUACACCAGAGAGCAUAGAGGCAGAGGACUGGAUAGCAGUAAGCACUAGCCCCCAAGAACACCAGAGAGGGGACUUCAGAGUCACUUCAAUAGGUUUGGCUACCCAAGAAGUUUUGGGUUCUGAAUAUGAGGCAACUGUACAAAAAGAAAUAAAAACCAGUUCCUUGCAUGGGGUUUCAAGGCAGACUGAGAAGAGGGUUAGUUUCCUCUUACAAGAAGACAGUGACCAUGGUGAGGAGGAAAGGCAGAAGGCAGAGACGUCCGAAGACCAACAGCCUGCUAGCAGUGCUGGCUUAAUAUCUUCGUCUCUCCUGAGGGCACCUGAUCCAGAGCCUCUGCCCCUACCCGACUCCUCUAUCCACGCAUCCAUAUGUCUGGCUAUCUUGGCAGAGAUUAGACAGGCAAAAGCCCAAAGGAAGCAGCUUAAUGACUUUGCGGCUGAGGGGACAGUCCUUUCUUGUGAGACUUCACAAGAAGAGUGUUUUUCGGAGGCUUCUCGUAGGCCUGGGAAGAAAAUAGUUAAGUUAGGGUGGGACAACACCAGGACUGAGGGUGAAGCCCAAGGACUGCAUGUAGCUUCUCCAUCUGCUGUGUCUGCAGACCUGUUGGCUGCUGAGAGGAAAGCCCAAGCCACGCCUCCCAGUGCAGGGGGCUUUCAGCAUCUGCCCAAUCCUGAAACUGACAGAGGACCAGGGCAUCAUUUACUGGAUUCUCCCCAUGUCGUCACAGAUCUCAAAAAAAGACAUUGUACUGGAGAACCAAGGGGAGUGAGUGGAUGGUCUGAUUCUUCUGAAGUCAUAAAGAAAAAGAAAGGAACAUCCAGAACACUGUCCUCUGUUGAUCCUUUGGCCCCAGACAGGCUUCUUUCUACACCAGCUGUAGAGCAGGACAGGAAGGUAGGAUCAGAGAAAGUGUCUGUCUUACCUUCUCAAACUUCUUGUGAUGAUCCUGACAGGAUUAUGCAUGGGCAAAGUCAGUUAGGUGAAUGGAAAACUGCAGCGGGUAUAUCCUUUGAUAGUCAGGACUGCAUCCCAGAGUAUCAGGAACCUAGAAGUCCAGAUGGUACAUGUGGAGGAGGCUCAGGUAAAAUCUUAGUGACCACACAGGAAAGAAAAGCAGUCCAUUCUGAAUGUCAGUCUGCGAUCUGUAGUGUUGGUAAUUCUAUAGGCCUCUCAGGGUCUAAGCAAGACCAUAUCCAGUGCUUGGAUGCUUCUACUGGCUUUGAAGAAAUGAAAGCAAGUCCAAAGUCAUAUGCUGUUCAUCCAGGAGCUCCUAGAAAGGUUGAAGCAGAAGCGCAUAGGUGGCAUCCUAUCAAGCAGAAACAUGUUGACUCUGGCCUGGCAGAAGUCUGUGGGGCUGACAGCAAGACUCCAAGGUCAUUGCUAGAUCAAAGACCUAUCCUGCAUCUUUGCAGAGUUAAGGAAGACACUCCAGGUCUGUGCCCAGAAGAGUGCCUUGUCUUUGAGGGUAGCACUGGAGGCAGCAGACCACCUGGCUUAUCUUAUGAGGAGGAAGAGAACAGAACUGUUCCUUGUCCUCAACUAACUGCUUCUCAACCUACUGCUGUUCAUGCCUGCUGCUCUCAUCCCUCCACUCUGCCAUGUUAUAAAGAUGGUUUCCUUAGGAAGGAAACUCCUCGGGCUGCUCCACAUCCUGCCUACUCACAUUUCAUAGUACCAUCUAAGGCCUGUGAAAUGGACGGAACAAUAGAGAGCUUUCCCAAAGACUCUCAGGUGUUUUUGGAACAUGACCUUAAGCACAAAUGUGUUAAUGUAGAAUUUGGGCCUGUAGACAGCAGCAUUCCCAACCUAUCCACUGCAGCUGCUGUCUCCUCUCCAGCUCAAAGCUGCUAUCCUCCUUCCACCUCGGAAGUGAAGGCAAAUUGUCUCACCCAUGCAGUUGCUGGUGGAAAGUCAGUUGAAAGUUCUGAGAAAAGGACUUCAGGGAAGAAGGCUAGCAUUCAGGAUGCUUAUCCACCCAGUCCUGUAUGCUCGCACUCUGAGCCACUGAAGACUUUGAAGGAUAACUCUGUAGGGGAGAAUAUACAGGCUUUGCAAGCCAAGUCAGAACCUCCUGUGGUGAUUCAAGGACCUCAUACCCUAAAUUUAAAUGAAGGAUCUGUCGAUGGUGAGGUGGUGAUAGCAGCUCAGUAUGGACAUUUAGGAAGCAUCACCAGAUGCUGUUCAGAAAAGACACAACCUUCCACUGAGGUCAGGGGUCACAGUUGCAUGGGUUCCCAAGCCAAUUUUAUAGAUAUGUUAAAACACACCUGCCACACUCAGAUUGAGACUUCGUGGGAGGAAGAAGAGCAACAAAGAGAUCAGGCUUCAGGAGAUGGCAAAGACCAUGCCCAGGUCAGAAAUCUAGCAUCUUCAAAUGAGGGUGGCUUUGAUGGCUCUCAUACUAGAGAUAGUGAAAAAGUGGAGAUAGUUGUGACCAAGUCUCCUGUGUCCCAAACUUUAUUUUCAGACCUUGAAGACAUAGUUUCUCUGCCCUUGGGGCAAACUGAAACAUCCCAGCCUGUUGCCCAGACUCCUGACCAACUCUACUCUGGAAGGGAGCAGCUGGCUCUCCGCCACAGGCACUCACUUCCUGUGAUUGCAGUCUUCUCUGGCCCUAAACAUGCCAGGUACUCCCCUAGACCUCAUUUCUCUGUGGUCAGCUCAUCUAGAUCUCUUCAUGAAUUAAAUUUGAGUGUGGAGUCUCCUUUCCCAGCAGAUGAAGAUGCACAGGCACCAAAAAGAUUGUGGAGCCCACAUCUCAGGGGCCAUUGCUCAGAAAAGCCAAUGUCAACAUCUCCAAAGACCCAGAAUUGCAAUCCGAGAGCUCCAUGUAAUGUGAACAAUGGCCCCACUGAUCACAGGCCCCUGAAACCUGUCAUUCCUCCUUAUCCAACAUCUUCCACUGUGUCAUGUAUGCCAACCCCUGAUUUCAUGACUAAGGGGAUACCUGGUACUUUGGAGCAGGCCCAUCAAGGAAAGACAGAUAAACUGAAUGUCCAGGGUAUGCCAGAGAACUGGCACACUCAGGUGGACAAAGAAGUGCUGCCCUUUGGUUCUAGUGACACAAAUCCCUAUGUCCUGCCCUGGUGUCCACAGGAACCUGUGCAUAUUGGCUGGAAGCAAUACGUGUUUGGAAGCGUAGUUGAUGUCUCUUGUAGCCAGAAACCCCAAAGCUUAAUACCAUCGGAUAUGGCUCAGUGCUCUAGUACAAACAGUGCCCUAGAUGGCAAGAAAUCCCCAUUUCACUCCCAUCUCAGUACUUACACACAAAGUCAGGACCUGUCAAACAUGUGCAACAGUAUUGAGAAUGACCAAAGUUCAAACGAAGGCUGGAAAAUACAGAGUUCCUCACUUGCUGUGGAGAAGCCCCAUAUGUUGAUUGGCUCUGAAGGAGUUGCCCCAACUUUGGAUCCUGACAAGAGACCCCCAUUCAGGGGCUCUUCUGAGGAAAUAGGCUGUCUGAGGAGUGAGCUGUCUCUGGCUGGAGGGAGUGCCACAGCUCCAGUAGAUGAGAUUGUACUGCUCUGCCCAUCUGAGACAGCCUGUGCUUUGAGGAAGACCAGGAUGAAUUGCUUUGAGCAGGGAACACAGACUCUGGGCAGCAGGCUCCACUGGAGUUGCACUGAUAUAUCUGCUCAGCCUGGUGCCAGGACAAUGUCAGACUCUGAAUUGGCCUCUUGGACCAGCAUGCACAACCUUUCUCUCCACCUCUCACAGCUUCUGCACAGCACUUCUGAGCUGCUUGGGAGUCUCUCACAGCCAAGUGUGGUCCCAAAGGAGCAGAGCAUUAAGAGCAACUCCCCAGAUGAGGCCCCGCAGGCCUUCAUGAUGGAUGGUUCUACUCAGACCACAGUGGAUGAGGGCAUCCAGACGGACCUGGCCUUACCUCCUUUGUCCUUCCAGUCCCCAGAGGUCAAGCCUCAGGAAGUCAAUGUGAUCCUUGAAGUGAUGGACUCAGGUAUCACCAUGUUUCAAGAAAAGGAAGAUGUCCCAGGAAUGUUUCACAAGAGAGGGGCAGAGGAGGCAGCAGAGCCCCAAGAUCUCCAUGAAGGAAGCACCCGAUAUAAACUGCAGAGCCCUCCCAUGUCCUCACCAUGCUUGAGGUCUCAGAACCUUACUUUUGUGAGCCCCCCAGCUUCUACUGAUGGUUCCCCACCUCCCAGCCUGCAGCCAGAGGAAUCUUCCAUGGUGGUCAACAGUCCCAGCAUCCCCCACCACUCAGGACUCUUCCUUGGUGCUCCAGAGCUCACCCAGGAGCCUGAUACCCAGAAGCCAGGACCCCUGAGUGCUCAGCUGGUGGACAGGGCUUCCUCUCCAAUCCUUACAUUUAGUGCCAGCACCCAGGAAUUGAGCAACACCUUAGCCUGUUUGACUCUAUUGGUUCCUUCAGCUCAUUCUCUCACAGAUGUCCAGGAGAUUGCCAUCAGUCCUGACCUUGCUGUUGGUAGCCCAAGAUCAUUAAUGGAUAAUUCUCAAGCCACUAAUGAGUUAAGUGUCUCCCAGAGAGCUGGGUCUCUGGAAAGAGAAGACAAAAGUUCCUUAGGAAAGAGUUCUGAGGGUUUAGUUCUUGAUUUUAGCUCUCCAUGCAGCCCUCAGCAGAGCUCCAGUCUCCAAGUUAGUUUCUUAGGGCAGGCCCCUCAGCAGCUUCACCCCAUGAUCACCACUGGAGACCAAAGCACACUGCCAUCUCCUCCACCAAGGCACAGGAGCCUGAAGCUAGAUGACAGCUUUGUGCCGGAGAAGGUGGCUUCCAUAGAUCAUGGUCCACAGAGCAGUAGGAGGCCAAGUCAGUGGCAGGGCAGGGCAGCAAAUGAGGAUGAAAGUUCAGGGUUUAUGGUGGAGCCACAGCCCAGUCUGGAUCUAUCAUGGAGAGGUCUUCCACCCCUUAGCCCUUGUCCUAUCUCUGAUACUACAGGCCUUCAAAGUCCUGCUGUAGAGCCAGUUCAGGCCUGCCAAUCUGUGGGGCUGCUCUGCCCUGGUUCACAUGUGUGUGUGGCCCCUGGUCUCCAGCAUCACAGCCUGAGGGACCUCCCAGUUCAUAACAAAUUUGAUAACUGGUAUGGAGUUCAGGAUGGAUCUUGUGGAGGGCUGCAUUUCAGUGAGAAUCUAGGGGUUGGGUGUGACUCCAUUUCUGGAGACCAAACACAAAGGCCCCUGCAACCUUUUGACAACUACAACCAGGAUCCUGAGUGGCCCCGGUUGGAGCAUGUCCCUUUGCAAGUAGGGGUCCAGAAACCCUCACUCAGUGUGGAACUCACAGAAGCAAAAUUACACCGUGGCUUCGGGGAGACAGAUGCCCUGCUGAAGGUUCUGCAGAAUGGGACAGGAGAGGUGUUUGCUCCUCAAGAACCUGCUAUGUCCUCUUCAGGGGAGCUCUACACCAGGCAGAAAAAGACUAUAGAGACCCUCAGGAGAGAGAGGGCUGAACGACUUCAUAACUUUCGUCGAACACGAAGCCUCAGUCCCCAGAAACAAUUCAGCUUCCUGCCUAGCAAGGAUCGCCCCACCUGGGAACUUGACUUGCCUAGCAGACGCCGAGAAUACCUGCAGCAGCUGAGGAAGGAUGUCGUAGAGACCACGAGGAUCCCAGAACCAGCACUGAGAUCAGCCCACCCACCCUCUGACAUUGAGCUGAUGCUUCGAGACUAUCAUCAGGCCCGUGAGGAGGCCAAGGUGGAGAUUGCCCAGGCUCGGGAUCGGCUCAGGCAAAGGACUGAACAAGAAAAGCUGAGAAUCCGCCAGCAGAUCAUCUCCCAGCUGCUGAAGGAAGAGGAGAAACUACAAAGUCUAGCCAACUCCAGUUCCCUGUGCACCAGCUCCAAUGGAAGCCUGACUUCUGGCAUCACAUCCCUAGAGCUUAAGGAGGACUCUCGAGUACCAGAUUUCCGAGACACUUGGAUAGGAGACUGGCGGGGCCGUUCCACAGUGAGGAACAGUCAGCUGUAUCUGACCAGGUCUUCCUGGAAGAGCUUAGCCCACAGCUGCAGAGCCUCCCUGGGCAGUGGCUGCUGCUCUCCUUUCAGCCUAUCCAGUUUAGGGACCUGCUUCUCCCCCUACCAGGAUUUGGCCAAACACAUUGUCAACACUUCAAUGGCUGAUGUAAUGGCUGCAUGUUCAGAUAAUCUCCACAACCUCUUCAGCCGCCAGGCAACAGCUGGCUGGAACUAUCAGGGUGAGGAACAGGAGGUGCAGCUUUACUACAAGGAAUUCUCUUCUACUCGACACGGCUUCUUGGGUGCAGGUGUGGUGCUCCAGCCACUCUCUCAUGUGUGGGCAGCUGUGAGUGAUCCCACUCUGUGGCCUCUGUAUCACAAGCCCAUCCAGACAGCAAGGCUGCAUCAGCGAGUGUCCAAUAGUAUCAGCCUUGUGUACUUGGUGUGCGACACCACACUGUGUUCACUGAAGCAGCUGCGGGAUUUCUGCUGUGUCUGCGUGGAAGCUAAAGAGGGGCACCUGUCAAUCAUGGCAGCUCAGUCUGUGUAUGACACAUCCAUGCCAAGACCCAGCAGAAAAAUGGUUCGAGGAGAGAUCCUGCCCAGUGCCUGGGUCCUGCAGCCUGUCAUCACGGAGGGGAAAGAAAUAACUAGAGUCAUCUUCCUUGCCCAGGUGACACAGCACCCAUCCUGUUUCAUGGCAUACCUUGGGAUAUUUCUCUUCAGUUGCAUAGAAUCCCCCAGUUGCCAGGACAUCCUGGCUAGAGUAGGCUCACAGCAAGGGGGAUCAAAGAGGGGAACGAGCAAGUUUAUAGUCUGUGAAGCUCCCAGCACUAGAGACUGACUGACUUAAUAUCUUAUGGAAGUAGAUGGACUGUUGAGUUGAAAGCAGCAGCAGAGCAGAAUCCUAACUUACCAUUCUCCACUCUCAGGCAACUCUACCUUCAUCGUUGGGGAGGGGAAGGCUAGUACUUAGAUCCAAACUCAGGAGCCCAAGUGCAUCUCCAGUCACCACUGCCAGAGUGGCUGAUCUAGGUCUGUCUGCACCUUCACUUCUUCCUUCUCCUUCCAGGUGGAGCUGGGUGCACCAGGCUUCCCUCCUCAUCUUCUGAACUCCUUUAUCAAACAGCAACCGCUGGUUGUGGCCAAGCUGGCAUCCUUCCUUGGUAGUUAGUAUUGGGCCGUGGAAACAGCAUUGCUGAGAUGUAGGCCCAGGACACUUGAGAACUCUAUAGCUGCUUCUACACUCUGAGGCAAGAAGAGCCCAGGCUGCCCAUGGUAGCCAGGUAUAGAUGGCACCAGCCCAGUGCUGCCAACAAAACCAGUACUUAGUACUUGGUUACCUCUGAAGAGUGAGCAACUUGAAUCUCCUGGCCCUGGCUAUCCAACGAAACUCAACUCACAUUUAGGAUUUCUCACCUUCACUUUCUGCCUCUGGGACUCAAUGACAUACCAAAUGUUCAAAGACUGGAAAGAGCAGAGCUGGGGACUGCAGUGCCUCCUUGGUAGACAAGCACUAGCCAAGGGUAUUUUGAAUCUAUCUCCAACAUUCAGCUCCAUUCUGUGAUGGAGUGACAGAAAUGAUCAAACCAGUUUAAAGAAUCAACUGCACAAACCAGACUCUUGAUUCAGAAUUGUUUUCUAUCACUGAAUGUUUAUGAACUUUACUAUUCAUAUUUACACAUACACACAUAUAUACACACACCCCAUUUACUAGGUCAUUGUGUGUCAUUGGUAUGGUCAGUUUACCUUGAUCUCAGUACAAUGGGAGACCACUGGAGAAACAGACAAGAUAUGGGACCUGAAGACACUGCAGUAAUGGGUAGGGGCAGCUCCAUGCUGCUUGCUGACAUGGUAAGAGGAUUUCAACCAGAUUGUCUUGGAGAGAAUUAAAUUCUGGUAGGCCUUGACUUUGUCCAACACUUAUGCUGGAAUUAUGAGCCACCACACCUGGACCUACUUCUUUUUAUAUAAAUCCAUUGACUGAGUAGGUAUGGUGGCAUAUGCCUAAAGCAUACUGGUAGUAGAAGCAGGAGGACCAGAAGUUCAAGAUCACCCUCAGGUAGCUAGCCUGGGAUACAUGAGAUCCUGUCUCAAGCACCAAAAAUAACUAUUGACCAAUAGUUAAGUACUGAGCUUAACUGUUCUAAUAAUAGGAUAGAACUUGUAUCUUGGCCUGGUGGAAUCCUCUGAAGAUUUUUCCAUGUUAAUCUGGAAAUGGUAGGGAUAAGAAAUUCUCUUUAAUCCCAGCAGUGGCAGGUGAAUCUGUCUACAGAGCUAGUUUCAGGACAGCUAUGAGUACACAAAGAAACCCUGUCUUGGAGAAAAAAAAAUUAUUUCUGCUACUUCAACUUUGUGAUUGAAAAAGAUACUCUCAUGGAGACAGAAGAAUGGUUAAAGAGUAAAUUCUUUACAAGAUUUUUCUAAUCCCUUAGAGUAUUUAUAUAUUACCAAUUGAAUGUUUGAAAAUGUGCUUUUGAAUUUAUCUUUAUGGUUAAUAUUUUUGCAACAGUUGAUAAUAUGCCUACUGAUUUCCUUUCCCUUCCCCCUUGCUUUUUUUUGAGUCAGGAUUUCACUGUAUAUGUAGCCCUACCCUUCCAAGUCCUAAAGACAACAAGUCAAGUCA
This is a messenger RNA of Mesocricetus auratus (golden hamster), 15915 nucleotides long. RefSeq names its product StAR related lipid transfer domain containing 9 (gene Stard9). Bases 115 to 14133 code for a protein of 4672 amino acids. Gene Ontology annotation, cellular component: centriole; nucleus; cytoplasm. The record is from RefSeq and is a predicted model, not a curated record. Gene Ontology annotation, molecular function: microtubule motor activity; ATP binding; lipid binding. Lineage: Eukaryota; Metazoa; Chordata; Mammalia; Rodentia; Cricetidae. The transcript is spliced from 32 exons. Gene Ontology annotation, biological process: spindle assembly; microtubule-based movement.